CUACAUGAUGGGCUAUGCCGGAUCCAGGUCAGAUGCUGUCAGAUUUGGUUAAAAGUUGCAGAGAGUUAAGGACUGGUCAACAAUUCAUUUGUUUAACCUUUUAUCAUCAAAAGUUGCAGAGAGUGACAUAGCAAUUAUGCCUAUAUAAAGCUCACAUCAUAAAUGAGUAGCAACAGCUAUUGCAAGUACAAUGAACUGUUAGCACAAGCUGAGAAAAAAUAUUGUAGCAGAAAACAAUAAGCUAUUAAGCAGAUAAGAAACAAUAAAAGAAAUUGUAACUGAAUCUAUGUAGAAGUACACAGUUUGAACUCAAAACAAUGUGCUAUUCCUGAAAUAAAUGUUCCAGAAAUUUUCUUCCAUCUGAUACUGCUACAAGUUGUGGAUCGAACAGAUUGCUAUGACACAAAAUGUAAAAAAAUCUAAUCCAUGCUUUGUUAAGGUGGAUUUGGUCCCGCAUUUUUGGGAACUAUUAACAUAUUUAGUAAUAUCUCCCACUACUCACUCUACGGCUCUACAUACAGAGGCAGAUUCAAAAUUUAAGUUUUAUAGAUUCAACAUAUAAGAUCUUAGUAUUGAAUUCAUUAUAUUAAGUUAUGGGUUCAUAUCUACUAUUUAUUAUAAUAUUCGAGAACUUAUACAUAUAAAUUUAUGCUCUAUGUUGAAAGUAGUGGGUUCAGAUUAACGAGGUGUCGGUAUGAUACAUCCUUUGUCUACACACGCGUACAAACUACAGACAUGUGCACAUAUACUCAACCAGGUAGGCAGAGCCGCAGAGACCACCGUUAUUGCAUCCAUCUUGGAGUCUGUCUUGAACUAGCUGAUGAACUUAAGCAAAUAGUUAUUAUUACUAAAAGUGGAAAUAACGGCUUUAUGUUGCCAAAUCACAUGCAUGUGUGCAGUUAGCACAAAAAUUUAUGCAGACCAGAAACCUUGAAAGCAGUAAAUUUGACAUUGAAACCAUGCAGCAAAUUGCACCAAAGCAUUAUCCCGAGAAUGACUUCGCAAACAUAUGUAUCUCAAGUACGCAGACUUCAAGGAAAUAAACAUAAAGGAAAAGAAAAUCCAAUAGAAGGAAGCAAAAUUUAAUAAGAGCAAAACAUGUCCAAAGUAUUUUUUUAUGAGCUUUGAUGGCCACCUCUAUGAAUUGAAGCUUAAAUAAUCCUAAAAUCUACUGUUAAAUCUAGUUUUAAUGUCUUCAAACAUGUAAACUUAUGUACAAGGUUGGACUACAAAAUAUAACUCUUUGUAAAUUCCUGAGCGUAUAUUAUCUUUCUUCAGAAACCCCUAAGCCUGUACAUCAAAAAAUUCCCAAGAAGUAACAGAGCCCUAUUUAUAGUGAAGUAUGGAGGUCACAUGUUAUUCGACACCAUUUCCAGAGGUUCUGCAUGGUAAUUUUGAUAUUCGCAUCCUUAAUUAUCACAUAGUCCUGUUAUGAAAAUCAUUGUACGACUAGCUAUUCCCGAGGCAUCGGCACUAGAAUUAAUGCAGGCCAUAAUCAAUAACUUCAUUGGACUCCUAGCAACUUGAUCACUUCACACUGAAGCAUUUACGGGAUAUUCAAUAUAUUGCAUAUUUUAUUGAACUUUAUGACCAAAGCCAUGUGACAAAACAGCUAUAUAAAUAUAAGCUAUUCCUGUGCAAACUUCAGGGCAAGAUCCAGAACAAACACCAAGAUAUUUCAAUCUAAACAAGUCCUAGUUCAACCUAAAUUCCACCAAUAUUUACAUAUCAAGAAGACAUGGGGAUUCGUUUGUUACCUAUGAUUUCCGGUGCCAAGCAAAUCUACAAACUGCAGUUUGCUCCUACAAGAAAUCAUUCAGAUAUUCCAAAAGGACAUUUUGCAGUUUAUGUUGGAGAAAUAGAGAAGAAACGUUAUGUGGUGCCCAUAACAUACCUGAAUCAUCCUUCUUUUCAGAACUUGUUAAGGAAAGCAGAAGAAGAGUUUGGAUUUCAUCAUCCAAUGGGUGGUCUAACAAUACCUUGCAAUGAGGAUGACUUUUUCUUUGUGACUUCUCGAUUGAGUUUAUGAAAUGAAGAACCGUGAAAUAGUGGUUCUAGACAUCAGAUUUUGAGCUUAGGAUUUUCAGUGUUAGGUUCUCAUCUUACUAGGCAAGAAUUGUAAACUUAUGUACAAAGUUUUCAAGAAAAGUAUACAAAUGAAAUCUAUA
This is a messenger RNA of Lycium barbarum (goji berry), 2168 nucleotides long. Its product is annotated as auxin-responsive protein SAUR21-like. Gene Ontology annotation, biological process: response to auxin. The coding region runs from base 1739 to 2029 and encodes 96 amino acids. The transcript has a single exon. NCBI's taxonomy places the organism in Eukaryota, Viridiplantae, Streptophyta, Magnoliopsida, Solanales, Solanaceae. The record is from RefSeq and is a predicted model, not a curated record.